Messenger RNA from Octodon degus (degu), 2436 nucleotides. RefSeq names its product E4F transcription factor 1 (gene E4f1). Gene Ontology annotation, cellular component: nucleus. Gene Ontology annotation, molecular function: RNA polymerase II cis-regulatory region sequence-specific DNA binding; DNA-binding transcription factor activity, RNA polymerase II-specific. The record is from RefSeq and is a predicted model, not a curated record. NCBI's taxonomy places the organism in Eukaryota, Metazoa, Chordata, Mammalia, Rodentia, Octodontidae. The transcript is spliced from 14 exons. Gene Ontology annotation, biological process: regulation of transcription by RNA polymerase II. The coding region runs from base 68 to 2413 and encodes 781 amino acids.
CCCUCGGCGGCCCGUUGUUAUGACGACACGGUCGUAAAUCCGCCAUCUUCCUGCGGCGCGUUGCGACAUGGAGGGAGCGAUGGCAGUGCGGGUGACGGCCGCUCAUACGGCAGAAGCCCGGGCCGAAGCCGGUCGUGAAGUGGGUGAGGGCGGGGUCGCAGCAGCGGCUUCGGCCCCCGGCGGCUUCCUUAGCCUGCCAGCACCCUUCGGCGAGGAAGAUGAGGAUGACAUACACAGAUGUGGCCGUUGCCAGAUGGAAUUUACUGCCUUGGAAGACUUUGUUCACCACAAGAUUCAGAAGGCCUGCCAGCGGGCCCCUCAGGAAGCCCUGCAUGUCCCCACUGCUACCACCACACUCCUGGGCCAGGAGGUGGUGCCAACAGCAGCAGGCCCAGAAGAACCCAUCACUGUGGCCCACAUUGUGGUGGAGACAGCCUCCCUGGCAACAGACAUCAGCCAUGCUCCUGACCUUGUUGGUAGUGGACAUAUUAAAGAGGUCAUUGUGGCUGCUGAUGCUGAGCCAGGGGACGCUGAGGUGGCAGAGACUCCAGGUAGUCCCAGCCAUCAGGGAAUUGAGCUUGCUGUGGAGGGUGAGCAGGCACAGGCCAAGCUGCUGGUGAACAAGGAUGGCCGCUAUGUGUGUAUGCUGUGUCACAAGACCUUCAAGACGGGCAGCAUCCUCAAGGCCCACAUGGUCACCCACAGUAGCCGUAAGGACCAUGAGUGCAAACUCUGCGGGGCCUCCUUUCGGACUAAGGGCUCACUCAUCCGGCACCACCGGAGGCACACAGAUGAACGCCCAUAUAAGUGUGCUAAGUGUGGGAAGAGCUUCCGGGAGUCUGGUGCGCUGACUAGGCACCUCAAGUCUCUCACUCCAUGUACAGAAAAAAUUCGCUUCACUAUGAGCAAGGACGUGGUUGUGGGCAAAGAGGAUAUGCCUACAGCCUCAGGUGCCUCUACCAUGGGGACAGUUACGUCUUCAUCAGUGACGGGUGAGCAUAUGGACACAUCACCAGUAAUCCAUCUGGUGACAGAUGCAAAGGGCACUGUCAUCCAUGAAGUCCACGUCCAGAUGCAGGAACUGCCGCUGGGCAUGAAACCCCUGGCCCCAGAGCCUCCAGGCCCUGAAGAACUUCCUUGUUCCAGUGAGGGCAGCCGUGAGAACCUGUUGCACCAGGCUAUACAGAAUUCUGGCAUCGUUCUUGAGCGGGUCACUGGAGAGGAGAGUGCCCUCGAGCCAGUCCCAACCUCUGGGUCUAGUCCUCAGCCCCUGGGAGAUGGACCUCCAGAACUCCCACUAUUGGAGGUUGAGCAGAUGGAGACACAGGUGUCCAGUGAAGCUUCCACUGUGCCUAGGACCCACCCAUGUCCUCAAUGCAGUGAGACCUUCCCAACAGCAGCCACUCUGGAGGCUCACAAGAGAGGCCACACAGGGCCGAGGCCGUUCCCCUGUGCACAGUGUGGCAAGGCCUUCCCCAAGGCCUACCUGCUCAAGAAGCACCAGGAGGUACAUGUGCACGAGCGCCGCUUCCGCUGUGGGGACUGCGGGAAGCUGUACAAGACCAUCGCCCAUGUGCGUGGCCACCGGCGUGUCCACUCCGAUGAGCGGCCCUUCCCUUGUCCCCAGUGUGGCAAGCGCUACAAGACUAAGAAUGCCCAGCAGGUGCACUUCCGGACACACUUGGAAGAGAAGCCACACGUUUGCCAGUUUUGCAGCCGAGGCUUCCGGGAGAAGGGGUCGCUCGUGCGGCAUGUGCGGCACCACACUGGAGAGAAGCCCUUCAAGUGCUACAAGUGUGGCCGUGGUUUUGCUGAGCAUGGCACGCUCAACCGGCACCUGCGUACCAAAGGAGGCUGCCUAGUGGAAGUGGAAGAAUUGCUGGUGUCUGAGGAGAGUCCCUCAGCAGCUGCCACUGUGCUGUCUGAGGAUCCCCACACUGUGUUGGUAGAGUUCUCAUCUGUGGUGGCUGACACACAAGAGUACAUCAUUGAGGCCACUGCAGAUGAUGCGGAGACCAGUGAAGCUACAGAGGUUAUUGAGGGCACCCAGACAGAGGUGGACAGCCACAUCAUGAAGGUGGUACAGCAGAUUGUGCACCAGGCCAGUGCUGGGCACCAGAUCAUUGUCCAGAAUGUGACCAUGGACCAGGAGGCAGGGCUGGGCUCGGAGGCAGCCUCUGCAGACACCAUCACCAUUGCCACCCCUGAGAGCUUGACAGAGCAAGUGGCCAUGACACUGGCCUCAGCUAUCAGUGAGGGUACUGUGCUUGCAGCCCGCACAGGCUCAAAUGGCACUGAACAGGCCACUGUGACAAUGGUGUCAUCAGAGGACAUCGAGAUCCUCGAGCAUGCAGGCGAGCUGGUCAUUGCUUCCCCAGAGGGCCCGCUUGAGGUGCAGACAGUCAUCGUUUAGCACGGGGCCUGCAGGAUCCCAUU